Messenger RNA from Scheffersomyces stipitis CBS 6054, 1197 nucleotides. RefSeq names its product histone deacetylase (gene HOS1). Lineage: Eukaryota; Fungi; Ascomycota; Pichiomycetes; Serinales; Debaryomycetaceae. The coding region runs from base 1 to 1197 and encodes 398 amino acids. The record is from RefSeq and is a predicted model, not a curated record. The transcript is spliced from 2 exons.
AUGUCCCAGUAUGAUAGUGAUAACGAAAAAGUUAUCGAACGAAGAGUUUGGCUAAACGAUUCAGAAAGAGUUACCAAGAUAUGCGAUUUACUUCCAUCAAAUAAGGGUAGACAGUCUCUAAUUUCUUCUUUGUUGUCCGCGUAUGGGUUAAGAGAAAGAUGCUAUGGAAUUAUAGGUGAAUAUAGAGCUCUGAGACAGGAGUUGGCUUCUUAUCACGACGAAAACUUUGUAGAUUUCUUGUUACAGGAUAGACUAAGGUUAGAUAGAACUGUCACGUCUCUUGCUUCAAACCAUGAUACAAUCAAUGAUGAAAUAAGCAUUUCCGAAUCUCAGAGAUAUGGCUUGGUGCAUGACUGUUACAUUUUCCCAUUCAUUGGAGAAUAUGUUCGAGCUGUAGGCGGUUCAAGUAUAGCUUCAGCAAAGACUUUAAUUCGUGAGGCAUCUUCUUCCAUUCAAAAUGUAGUCGUGAAUUGGUAUGGUGGUCGUCAUCACUGCACCAAGAGUAGAGCAGCUGGAUACUGCUAUAUAAACGACGUGGUUCUUGCCAUUGGUGUCUUAAGAAAAAAAUUCCGUAGAAUUUUCUACCUAGACUUAGAUCUACAUCAUGGAGAUGGCGUUGAGUCUGGAUAUGAACACUCCAAGAAUGUGUUUACCUGCUCCAUACAUAGAUAUGAUUUAGGAUUCUAUCCGGGAACAGGUAGGAUGGCUGACUCCAAAAGCAAGAAAGUCAACAUCCCAACAAGACGAGGGUUGAGCGACAAUAGCUUGCUCUAUAUCAUAAAGAAUAUAGUUGUUCCAUUAAUUAUGGGGUUUGAACCAGAGGUUAUCAUAAUACAAGCAGGUUGCGAUGGCUUAGGAACAGAUACCCACAAAGAAUGGAAUUUGACAAUCAAGGGAUUUUCGCAAGUGCUAGAUUUUCUAUUGAAAGAGUUUGAGCCUAUACCGUUCUUGAUUCUUGGCGGAGGUGGUUACAAUCAUACUGAAACAGCCAAAUGUUGGGCUCACGCAACAAGAACUAUCCUUGGACAUAAUGAAGAAUGGGAUUUGAUACCAGAACAUAGCCUCCUUGACGAAUACGAAGAUGAUGGAUAUCAAUUUUGGACCGGAAUCAACCUGGCUCCUAUGAAAAAGAAGGACGAAAACGACAUGCCCUAUUUAGAAGAAAUGAAGUCGUAUAUUCUUAAUAUGCACAGAUAA